UCUGCUUGUGCUUUUUUGAUGUUUGCAAUUUUGUGUUGUGCAAAGCAUCCUCGGCUCUUGCUACCUUUUCAUGAACAGCAACAUUAUGGUGCAACAUCUGUCAAAACAGGGGAGGUGUCUCAUAAAUUCUUUGUAAUGCAGGAAAUCUAAUCUGAGAAGAUGCAAAGGACAACCAGAAGAUAAGAGAAACUUUCACAGAAUUCAGAAUACAUGCAUCACUGUGCAUCCAAUAUAUUCCUGUGCUCCAAAUCCAAUACAAUCAAGAAGCAAAAGCAUGCAUCAAGAGAACAGUGAAAGGUGCCGAACAUUUCUGUUUCUGUGGAGGGCUCUAAAAGGGCUGAUCAUUGUUUCUGUCUGUAAUGCUAUGUUGCAGGUUUCACCAGUUCACUGCUGGACAUAUCACUACUCAGAAGAAAACAUGAAUUUUGAUCUGGCCCGUGCGUUCUGCAAGAGCAGUUACACUGAUCUGGUGGCCAUUCAAAACAAAGAAGAGAUAGAAUAUUUAAACAAAACCAUCCCCUACAACCCAAAAUAUUACUGGAUAGGAAUCAGGAAGAUCAAUGGUAUUUGGACUUGGGUGGGUACCAAUAAGACAUUGACAGAAAAAGCCAAGAACUGGGGGAAAGAUGAGCCAAACAAUAAGAACAAUAAGAACAAAGAGGAUUGUGUCGAAAUAUAUAUCCAAAGAGCAAAAGAUGCAGGGAAAUGGAAUGAUGAUGCCUGCAUAAAGGAAAAGAGAGCAUUGUGUUACACAGCCGUACAGUGUGACAGUCUGGCAACCCAACCUCAAGGAUACAUGAACUGCAGUCAUCCAUUGGGGGAAUUCAGCUUUCAAUCUUCCUGUAGAUUUGGGUGUACUAAUGGAUUCCAUUUAAAUGGAUCUCAUGAAACAGAAUGUUUAUCUUCUGGAGCCUGGAGCAGAGAACCACCUCAAUGUGCAGUGGUACAAUGUGAGAAUCUGAGAGAUCUACCUAAUGGACAUAUCAACUGCACUCAUCCAUGGGGGGAUUUUAGUUAUCAGUCCUCUUGCAGAUUUGCCUGUUUUAAAGGAUUCCACCUAAAUGGAUUAAAUGAAACCAAAUGUUUAUCUUCUGGAGGUUGGAGCAGAGAUGUUCCCCACUGUACAGCUGUACAGUGUGAGCGUCUGCCAGCCCAAUCUCAAAGAUACAUGAACUGCAGUCAUCCGUUGGGUGAAUUCAGUUUUCAAUCUUCUUGUAAUUUUGGGUGUUCUGAGGGAUUCAAUAUAAAUGGAUUUUACGAAACAGAAUGUUUAUCCUCUGGAGCUUGGAGCAGAGAACCUCCUCAAUGUACAGUGGUACAGUGUGAAAGCCUUUCAGACCAAACACAAGGAUUUAUCAACUGCACGCAUCCACGGAUGGAAUUUAGCUACCAAUCCAAUUGCAGAUUUAGAUGUUCUGAGGGAUCCCAUCUCAUUGGAUCAGAUGAAAUUGAAUGUUUAUCUUCUGGAUCGUGGAGUAGAGCACCUCCCCAAUGCACAGAUCACAUGGCUUCCCACAACCAUGAACCAAACCACUUCAAACUAUUGGUUAUAACUGGUGGAGCCACAGCUGCGAGUGCUUUUGUUCUUGCAUUAGCAACAUGGCUAAUCAGCCGAAGACUAAAAAAAGGCAAAAAGAAACACAGGGCUACCUCGUAUUAAAAAGCCUUGAAAACGGCAUUCAUAUUCUGACGUUCUACAGCAUUGCUUCAUUACAAACACCAUCAAUUCAGUAGGACAAGCUUCUCACGCCCAUGUCAGUACAGUAAAGUGGCUUCCCAUGCAAUGUACUUAUGUACUUAGCAUAAAUCCAAGACUCUUCAUAGAUAUAGUCUUGGUCCACAAUCGUUUUUCCGAGUGACCUAGAUUUUCUAAAUGUUGGAGAAAAUGGAACCCUUCUGUUUCUAUAGGACUGCGUGUCUCGUUAUUCCAAGCAGUAUUUUAGAUCAUCAUGGCAACAAUGACAUUGCUUUUCUGUAAUAUAUUUAUAACAAAGAUAUAACAAAGAUAUUCUUUUAAUAGGAAAUCAACAUUGUGACCAGCAUGCAUAGAAUUUUUAUCGCUAUAAUAGGAAAGUGAUUCUCUUCAGUGUCUUGGCUUAAAUAAGGCUGUUCCUUGUUUUACAAUUGCAUAUUUGUAAAAAUAUCCAUAUUAAAAAGACAAGAAAAGG
Molecule: messenger RNA, 2168 nt
Organism: Xenopus laevis (African clawed frog)
Lineage: Eukaryota; Metazoa; Chordata; Amphibia; Anura; Pipidae
Gene: sell.S
Product: L-selectin-like
Exons: 10
Coding region: 275-1660 (461 amino acids)
Source: RefSeq, a predicted model, not a curated record